AUGCCCUUAGCAGGUCUCUUCCCACUGGGGAUGAAGAGCUGCCAAAAAAACCAUUUCUUCUGCAGUGAAGUGAACGAAUGGCUUGAGCUCCCAAAUUUGAUAAAGCCACCAAGUGCAAUUAGUGGCGGAAGGAAAACCAAGGCUCUUGGAUCGUCUGAUCACCUGGAGGAGAAAGAAACCACCCAUUCCUCGGUAGCUACAGACAGAGAGAGUGCAGAGCUCCAUUCUGAAUUUAACAGCUUUGCAAGUCUUGUGCUUUGGCCGGCGCUAAAUCCAACUGGAAUGUACCAGUCUUUAAGAGGGAAAGAGCCUGCGUGGUUCUACAGUCAGUCUCUCAAAAUGGGUUGCAUGAUGAGAGUGUGGCUUUCUGACUUACUGAGGAAAUUUCACUUCAGGUUUGGAAGUUGGCCGAUCUCAAGCUACCAGAACAUUGGAGUUUAUAGUGAAUCACUCUGUUGUUCUAUGGAAAAACAAUCCACUAAAAUCUAUGGAAUGAUUCAAACAUUUUUUGCCUCUCCCCUGCAAAUGCUUGGUGCUAAGGCCAUGGAAGUGCAUGGUUAUAUAUCCAAAGUGUUGAAGAACUACACAGAACAUGCCUGCGAUGGGGAAUACACCUCUCUGAGGUGUCCUCACAGAACCACUAUUAGCAUCCAGUCUUCCUUUUACGGCCGAAAUCUCCCCAGCCACCAGAUGUGCCCGUCCAGAUACCCGCAGCACUACGCCACCGCUUUCAAGGAGGAUGUUUCCUGUGCCGUCAGCACAUCCCUCCAGAAGAUGUUGGACGAGUGCCAGGACCGGAGGACCUGCCAGUUUCUCGUCAACAGCCGCCGGUUUGGGGCGGACCCCUGCCCCAGAACCAGCAAGUAUCUCGUCGUCUGGUACAAGUGCAGACCCAAUGAAUACAAGAGUAAAGUAGCCUGCGAAAAUGACAAGCUGAGAUUGAGUUGCAAGAGGAGCAUGGUGAUCGCCAUCUACUCGGCUGUCUUUGGCAGAACCCAAGGAGGUAGCCUGGAGUGCCCCUAUCAGAAUCUGGCCAUGCCCACGAUAGAGUGCCAGUCCACGUCCGCGCUCCAGCUCAUGACUCGACGCUGCCACGGGAGAAGAAGCUGCAGUGUGUACGCCAGCACGUACGAGUUCGGAGACCCGUGUUACCCGGGAAUCCGCAAGCACCUCAACGUGAUCUACACGUGCGUGCCCAAGAAGCUCCUGCAUGAGAGCCAGGCAAGGCCAACCAAAUUCCAAGAUCUUCACUCCCCACCUCAUCUUCCUGGACAGCCGCGAGCUCAAGAUCCCAACGUCAUCAGGGAUGGUGUGUUCUUUGCGGACGCCUCUCCGUUUCUGAUUGAGUCCAUCCUGCCAGAGAAGAAGAAAGGGAGGUCGGCGGCCUUUGACCCAGAAGACCCACUCCCCGUGCCUUUUCCCGUGGACGAGAGAGCGCGGCCCAGUCUGAACGGCAGCAUGGAGCCCAUGGGCGUGAGCACCGAGAUGGCUCUGUUCAGCAACAUUCUGGCCGCCUAUUCAUUUAUCACAGAAAAUCCGGAGCGCGCAGCUCUGUACUUCGUCUCCGGCGUGUGCAUCGGCCUCGUCCUCACCUUGGCCGCCCUGGUCCUGAGGGUCUCCUGCCGCGCCGACUGCCGGCCGCCCCUGCCCAAGAAGGGGCCCCAGGCGGAGCGUGAGGGCGGCGGAGGGGAGAGCAGCGACAGCGAGGACGGGGGCUCGGACACCACGUCGGACCUGUCGGCUCGGCGCCACCGGCGCUUCGAGCGGACGCUCAACACUAACGUCUUCACGUCGGCCGAGGAGCUGGAGCGGGCCCAGAGGCUGGAGGAGCGGGAGCGCAUCAUCCGGGAGAUCUGGAUGAACGGGCAGCCCGACGUCCCGGGCACCCGCAGCCUCAACCGCUAUUACUGAGUGGCCCCCGAGGGGACGGGGAUGAGGCCAGAGCUGUCCGCUUCCCCUCCUCUCCCAGGCCCUUCUCCAGAAGGCCGUCCUGAGGACAGAGGGGCCUACAAGCUCUGGAGGAACUACCUUCCUCGGUACCUCUGCCGAUUUCCCAGUUUCCAUCUUUCUCUGCUCUGGCCCUGCAGCAGAAACAGAUGGGAUGUGUGGCGUGAGUAUGUGCGAGAGAGAGAGACCGAAAGAGUGUGUGUGAGCAUGUAGGGGACGUCCACAGCUCAUCAGAUCUGCCGAGGCUGAGCCUCUCCCGGUAGCGGACCAAAGAAAGCAAGACGGCGGCCGGACCAGAGUACAGAGUGGUGAUCCGUGGGAUGCCACUCGCCGGCUGUUGGACUUCCCUUUUGCCCAGGAGACGAUGGCCUCGAGGGGACAGUGGGGACCGGGAAAACGGAGGGACCCAACGUGACCUCUGCCGUGACUUUAGAAGCCACGCGAUGACCCCCAUAAAACGUGACUGACUGUCGAGAACAACCGGAUUCUCCUCCACAAAAUCACCUUGGUGCUCAGACAUUAGACGGCCAACUGCAUUAUUUAAGACUGGAUUUUACUCUUGCUCUCCAGUGGCAACAGGUAUUUGUUUCUUUAACUGACACCUCAGGGACAAAAAUCCUAUUAAUUAUUAUUAUUAUUAUGAAUAUAUUUCCCAUCCCUGAAGAACCAUGCAAUUCCUCUAUUAUAGGAGAUGUCAGUGACCUGUAUGAUAUUAACAGCCUCAAAGAGGCUGAAGGGUUUUUUAAGUUUAAAUAUAUAUGGAAAAAGUAUAUAU
This is a messenger RNA of Tachyglossus aculeatus (Australian echidna), 2722 nucleotides long. Its product is annotated as protein eva-1 homolog C-like. The record is from RefSeq and is a predicted model, not a curated record. The transcript is spliced from 11 exons. Bases 1 to 1911 code for a protein of 636 amino acids. NCBI's taxonomy places the organism in Eukaryota, Metazoa, Chordata, Mammalia, Monotremata, Tachyglossidae. Gene Ontology annotation, molecular function: carbohydrate binding.